Molecule: messenger RNA, 1204 nt
Organism: Perca fluviatilis (European perch)
Lineage: Eukaryota; Metazoa; Chordata; Actinopteri; Perciformes; Percidae
Product: gastrula zinc finger protein XlCGF67.1-like
Exons: 2
Coding region: 51-845 (264 amino acids)
Biological process (GO): regulation of transcription by RNA polymerase II
Molecular function (GO): RNA polymerase II cis-regulatory region sequence-specific DNA binding; DNA-binding transcription factor activity
Source: RefSeq, a predicted model, not a curated record
AGCGAGCAGCCACAGAGGAGAGCUGCUGGAUUUCAGAGACAAAGAGAGGAAUGGAGGACCAGACCUCCGACCAGAACCCGGAGCAGCGGAGCAACAAGGUCCCCAGAAGACAAGCAGCAGGCUCGGACUCUGAUACCACCGAUGUUCAGAAACGGAGAAGACAGGGACUCAAAUGUCACCACUGUCAGCACUGUGACAAAUCCUUCACAACAUCAUCAUAUUUAAAGAUUCAUCAGAGAGUUCACACUGGAGAGAAUCUGCACAGCUGUGAUCAAUGUGGGGCAGCUUUCACACGACGGGGUGAAGUUAAAAUCCAUCAACGCACUCACACUGGGGAGAAGCCGUACAGCUGUGAUCAAUGUGGGGCAGCUUUCACACGACAGGAUAGCCUAACAAAACAUCUACGCAGUCACACGGGAGAGAGGCGAUUCUGCUGUGAUCAAUGUGGGAAAACCUUUAGUGAGAGUUGCGGUCUUAUAAAACACCAGCGCAUUCACACUGGAGAGAAGCCGUACAGCUGUGAUCAAUGUGGGGCAGCGUUCACAGAACUUGGUCACCUUAAAUCUCACAAAUACAUUCACACUGGAGAGAAGCUGUACGUCUGUCAAUGUGGAAAAGCUUUCAGAACACUGGGUCCCCUUAAAUGUCACCAACGCACUCACACUGGAGAGAAGCCGUACUGUUGUAAACUAUGUGGGAAAGCUUUUGCUGACAGUGGUACCCUUAAAUGCCACCUGCGCACUCACACAGGAGAGAAGCCAUACAGCUGUGAUCAAUGUGGGAAAGUGUUUUCUCAUAGUAAUGGACUUAAAUAUCACCAGCGCAGUCACGCUGCCUCGUUGUGAACAUGUUUCAGAGCCAAGCUGUUUCCUCCUGCCUCCUCCUCAUACCCUGAUAGCUGUGUUGUUAUAUUCUGAUCUUCUCUCCACAUUGAAGGCUGACCAGCAGUAACUUUAUGUUCAGAGCUUUGCUAUGACUUCAUACUGGCCUGCCCCAACCUCCCCAAAAUCCUGCUGUCGUCACACACUAUGUGGACAUGUUCACACAGAUGUUCACACAUUUCUGCUUGGAAGAAGUGGGUCAGAGCCCGGGAAGCACUUUCUGAUUUAGUGUGUUUUAUGAUUUCUGAUCAAUUUGGAUGUUUCAUUCAUUUAUUUUAGUUAAAGUCAUAGCGCCCCCUAGUGGCAACAGGAAAUAGACCUAA